Molecule: messenger RNA, 699 nt
Organism: Lolium perenne
Lineage: Eukaryota; Viridiplantae; Streptophyta; Magnoliopsida; Poales; Poaceae
Product: photosystem II protein D1-like
Biological process (GO): photosynthetic electron transport in photosystem II; photosynthesis, light reaction
Cellular component (GO): photosystem II; chloroplast thylakoid membrane
Source: RefSeq, a predicted model, not a curated record
AUGACGUCUGCGGAGGGGCGUCAGCAGGGUGGGGAACCGAGGUGUCCAGAGAGGGAAGGCCGAGCGGGCGCAUCGUUGCAUGCGCGGGAGAUAUUUUUGGCCGCAGAGUGUCACCUUGACGUGGUGGAAGUCAUCAGUAUCUCUGGUGCUAUUAUUCCUACUUCGGCGGCGAUCGGAUUGCACUUUUACCCAAUUUGGGAAGCUGCAUCUGUUGAUGAGUGGUUAUACAAUGGUGGUCCUUAUGAGCUAAUUGUUCUACACUUCUUACUUGGUGUAGCUUGUUAUAUGGGUCGUGAGUGGGAACUUAGUUUCCGUUUGGGUAUGCGUCCUUGGAUUGCUGUUGCAUACUUAGCUCCUGUUGCGGCUGCUACUGCUGUUUUCUUGAUUUACCCUAUUGGACAAGGAAGCUUCUCUGAUGGUAUGCCUUUAGGAAUAUCUGGUACUUUCAACUUUAUGAUUGUAUUCCAGGCAGAGCACAACAUCCUUAUGCAUCCAUUCCACAUGUUAGGUGUAGCUGGUGUAUUCGGCGGCUCCCUAUUUAGUGCUAUGCAUGGUUCCUUGGUAACCUCUAGUUUGAUCAGGGAAACUACUGAAAAUGAAUCUGCUAAUGAGGGUUACAAAUUUGGACAAGAGGAAGAGACUUAUAAUAUACGAAAGGAGAUUUUAUCCUUACCAACUAGAUCUUAUUGCACCUGGUAA